This is a messenger RNA of Cuscuta epithymum, 743 nucleotides long. The record is from the annotation of a GenBank genome assembly. NCBI's taxonomy places the organism in Eukaryota, Viridiplantae, Streptophyta, Magnoliopsida, Solanales, Convolvulaceae.
AUAUGGAGGAGCAAUAUAAUACGAACAAUGAAGAUUCUGAUACAGAUAAAGAUGAAGAAGAAGAUAAUACCAGUCUAAUUAAGAGGACUAGCUAUGACAUGGAUCUACCUGAUGCUAAUAACAUAGGAGGAACAGUUAUUUCUCAAGUUCAUCGGAAGAAAAAAGUGUACAAAACUAAAACUCCUAGAGGUCCUACGCGGAAUCUUUAUAUGGCUAGAAUGAGACCGGGUGAGAGGAAAAGGGUAGAUUUUAACAUAAAGGGCCAACCUGUCGGUGUGAAUAGAGCUAGCUUGGCAAACUAUUGUCGUGCCCUUGUCCGAGAUCCUCUAAAUGCACCCCUUUAUAAUGUGAAAGACUUUUCAGAAAUCCCCAAAACGAAUAAAGACAGAAUGUGGCAGCUUAUUCUGGAAAAAUUUGAUAUUGGUCUUGAUGAUGUUGAAGAUGAAGAGCAUCGUGAAAAGUUAGAAAAAGAGCGACACAAAACUCUGAUGCGAUCAUUGAAUAAGAAAUACAGAAAUUAUAGAGCAAGGUUGAAAAGUACUUAUUAUGACACAGAAGAAACAGAUGCUGAACGAUUAAAAAAAGAGAAUAAGCCACCUCGUGUUGAGGAAAAAGACUGGAAGUGGCUUGUCCAGUACUUUGGGUCUCCUGACUUUCAGAAAAUGAGUAAACGAAAUCGUGAUAACCGUUCAUACUUAGAUGCUGGACACACUGCUGGUUCAAAGAGUUUUGCUCAAGUGGUA